Lymnaea stagnalis (great pond snail) is the source of this 13619-nucleotide messenger RNA. The record is from the annotation of a GenBank genome assembly. Lineage: Eukaryota; Metazoa; Mollusca; Gastropoda; Lymnaeidae.
CCACAUUGUGCUUGUGACAUUAAAAAACCUAGUCAUGCAUAAUUUUAUUUAAAUAUUACAUGGUGAUUUAAAUACCAUUUGUUAAUCAUUUUAUUGACUUUUUUUUUUUUUUACUGUUGGUGUGCUUUGAAACCGAUACUGCAAGUCAUUAAGGUAAAUCGUUUGUAGGUACUUAAAAUAGGCUGUGUAAGGUAUGUCAACUCAUGUGUGUAAGAUAUGUCUAAACAUAAUAAUUUGUAUGAUACGUCCAAACAUAUGUGUACGAUACGUCCAAACAUAUGUGUAUGAUACGUCUAAACAUAUGUGUAUGAUACGUCUAAAUAGUUGUGUACGAUGUGUCAAAACAUAUGUGUUAGAUAUGUCUAAAAAUAUGCGUAAAAUAUGUCCAAACAUAUGUGUAAGCUUACAUCAUGCAUACGCUUAGAUACUGCCCUUAAUUCAGUCAAAAGUGAAGAUGACUUUAUGACUUUACCACUCAAACAAUGUUGAAGACUGUUAUGUUUAAUUUAAUGAUAAUUUUGAAAAUAACUUUUUUAAAAAGAAACGCAAUUUAUUUUUUUUAAUAGAAGAAAUUUGACGUAUAUUUGUCGUAUUUUUUACGUAUAUUUAACGUAUAUUCGAAUAAUAUAAAAAAUCGUUCUUUUUAAAAAAAAAAAAUCAACUUAACCGUUUAGUCAAAGACCCAUGGUAAACUCUUGUGUGGCCAUUCUUCCACAGUUAAGUAAAGGAGAGAGGCCUAUUCGAUCCUGUCACUAUGACCACGGAGAGCACUGAACCCGACGCCCUCCACGGAUCAGCACCCCUACUAGAAGACUUCCCCCCAAGAGUCCCGAGCUCAAACUAUGAGACAAUACCUUUUGACUUUCACACGAAAACUUCAUUUGAUGCCGACGACGCUCUGAUCCAGACGAGAAGCAAACAAUACAAGUAAGCCCGUUCAGAGGCGUAGCGAGGGUGUUUGGCACCCGGGGACAAGAUUCGCGCCCGGGGACAAGAUCCAUUUUAGAGUCCCCCUUUUAAUUUUUUCAACUCUCAAGCCCAUUAUUUUCAUCAAUAAAAUAAUAGCAAAGCACAUUUUGGCCCCCUAACUAGCUGGCGCCCGGGACAUCUUUCCCCCCUGCCCCCCCUCGCUACGCCUCUGAGCCCGUCUAUGAACUGAAAACAGCAUCGAUUACGUGCAUUAUGUUUGAUAACACGAAAGCUGAAUGGCGCAAUUUAAGUCUGUGUUCCAUCUCCUUUUCUAUUUGAUCUUUGCGUGGCCAAGACAUAAGAUGUAUUUUGUUCUCUUUUUGAUCUUUGUUUGGCCAAGACACAAGUUGUAUUUUGUUUUCUAUUUAAUCUCUGUGUGGCCAAGACACAAGUUGUAUUUUGUUUUCUAUUUGAUCUUUGUGUAGCCAAGGCACAAGUUGUAUUUUGAAAGCCGUCCAGUAACCCAAAUAAGAGAGAGAGAGAGAGAGAGAGAGAGAGAGAGAGAGGAGAGAUAUAUAUAUAUAGAGAGAGAGAGAGAGAGAGUGGGGAGAGAUAUAGAGAGAGAGAUCCUACCUAAACGUAAACGAAAAGAAUAAGAAUUUAAGGAUUCACCUUCAAUCGUCUUUCAAAACUUUAAAUCAAUCGAUGUACAUCAAAUUAAAGGAAGCUUAGCCAGCUGACAUUAUUCAACAAAUAUAAUUCAGGGAAUAUAAAAAAGCAGUAUUAUGUUAUAAGAGACACAUUUGUUUUCUUUUUAAAUUAUAAGAAAAAAAAAUCACAAAUUCUCCAAUAAAAACAUAACACUUUGAUGUUCUUUCCAGAGCCCAACCUUCAGAAAAAGAUGAUGACAUCUGGAAGCGACAACCCCCAGAUUUCCGUUAUGUUGUGUACGACCCUCACCCGCCUAAACGUAACACGGUGGACGCCAUUAGACCAUGGGAGUAUGGCACCGUUCCUGGUCAAAAGGAGGUCAUUCGGAGAAACAGGUGAAUGUGUUGAUGGGUCUCUCGCCUCGGCUCUAACCAAUUCUCUUACCUCGUCUUUUACCUCGGCGCUAACCUGGUCUCUUAAUUCGUCUCUUACCUGGUCUCUUACCUCGUCUCUUACCUCGUCUCUUACCUCGUCUCUUACCUCGUUUCUUACCUCGUCUCUUACCUCGUCUCUUACCUCGUCUCUUCCUUGUCUCUUACCUCUUCUCUUACUUCGUUUCUAGCCUGGUCUAUUACCUCGUCUCUUACAUCGUUUCUUACCUCGUCUCUUACCUCGUUUCUUACUUCGUCUCUUACCUGGUCUCUUACCUGGUCCCUUACCUCGGCUUUUACCUGGUCUCUUACCUCGUCUCUUACCUAGUCUCUUACCGGGACUCUCACCGGGUCUCUUACCUGAUCUCUUACCUGGUCUCUUACCUCGUCUCUUACCUCGUCUCUUACCUCGUCUCUUACCUCGUCUCUUUACUCAUCUCUUAGCUCGUCUCUUACCUCACCCCUUACCUCGUCUCUUACCUCGUUAAAGUCCGAAACUGUCAUUAUAUAGUUUUGGGGACAUUUUGAGACAGCUCACCUUAAACGAAUAAGAACCAAAAUACAUCCUUGAGAAAGAAGAUGGUUUUUAUAUUGUGUUGUUGUGUACAACCAUAAAAAAAUGACAUGAUGACACAUGCUAUUGUCAUACACAAAUGCCAUACAUCCGCCAUCAUGCAUUCACGCACUCAAAUAACACGCACUCAAAAGGAUUAAAAAUUCUACUCGAUGUGACUAAAUGCUCAUCUGUUUCUUCCAUCAUUCCUACCUAGUUUCAUCUUACCUAGUUUCAUCUUACCUAGUUUCAUCUUACCUAGUUUCAUCUUACCUAGUUUCAUCUUACCUAGUUUCAUCUUACCUAGUUUCAUCUUACCUUGUUUCAUCUUACCUAUUUUCAUUUUACCUAGUUUCAUCUUACCUAGUUUCAUCUUACCUUGUUUCAUCUUACAUAGUUUCAUUUUACCUAGUUUCAUCUUACCUAGUUUCAUCUUACCUAGUUUCAUCUUACCUAGUUUCAUUUUACCUAGUUUCAUCUUACUUAGUUUCAUCUUACCUAGUUUCAUCUUACCCAGUUUCAUCUUCCCACUAAACUUGUCUUUGUUUCAUCUGAUAUUUUGGGUGGGGCGAGAAUGACCUUUGGGGGAUGACCGUGGGGGGGGGGGGGGGGGGGGGCACCGAGGGGGAGAGCACACACUUUGCAAUUAGUAUUUAAAUAAUAAUUAAAUGUAGUCCCUGUUUGAAACUGAAUCUAUUUCACCUCAACGCGAAUAAAUGUCCUUUCAACCACAAUCAGGUUGCGUCUUUUAAACCCAGGUCUGAAGUGGGCUCGUCGUUGAAAUGUUGGGGUUUGAAAAGGACUCGUCGUUGAAAUGUUGAGGUCUGACUGAAGGGGGUUCGUCGUUGAAAUGUUGAGGUCUGAAGGGGGCUCGUCGUUGAAAUGUUGAGGUCUGACUGAAGGGGGCUCGUCAUUGAAAUGUUGAGGUCUACUGAAGGGGGCUCGUCGUUGAAAUGUUGAGGUCUGACUGAAGGGGGCUCGUCAUUGAAAUGUUGAGGUCUACUGAAGGGGGCUCGUCAUUGAAAUGUUGAGGUCUGACGGAAGGGGGCUUGUCAUUGAAAUGUUGAGUUCUGAAGGGGGCUAUGAAAUGUUGAGGUCUGACUGAUGGGGGGUUGUCAUUGAAAUGUUGAGGUCUGAAGGGGGUUCGUCGUUGAAAUGUUGAUGUCUGACUGAAGGGGGCUCGUCAUUGAAAUGUUGAGGUCUACUGAAGGGGGCUCGUCAUUGAAAUGUUGAGGUCUGACUGAAGGGGGCUCGUCGUUGAAAUGUUGAGGUCUGAAGGGGGCCUGUAGCUGAAAUGUUGAUAGAUUUAUUUCGUUAAUUGCGUGUCCGUUCAUAUUUGUUUACCCUUGCCAGCAGGGAUGACGACAAGCUCCCUGAUAUAUUCGAUCACAAAGAACCCGAAGCCAAGUUCCACACAAUGUUCCGCACCGCCCGCCCGUUCACGGCCAAGAAGAUGUUUGUCUCGUCUGGUAUGAACAAGCCAGGAACCUACCUGAAUCCGAAACCUCACGACUUUAGACAGGUAAACAAACACGAGUAAGCUCUGGACCAGUUAUCUAACCCGUCACGGGUUUUUUCAGUUAUAUCUCCGUGGGGACAGUGCCCCCCCUCCCGGGAAAGCCAAGUGCCCCCCCUCCCGGGAAAGCCAAGUGCCCCCCGGAGCAAAAAUAUGUCCAACAAUAAAUCAAAUGGAACUGCUGGCACUGCCCUCAAAAAACCUGAAGUGGGGGGGGGUUUUUUUUUAUACUUGUGCCCCCCCCCCCCGGGACAAUUUCUGAAACCAACACUGAACCCGUGUACCCUCCCUUGGGAUAGAUGCGCAUGUGGACACUGUGAAUACAUUAGAGUACAGUACCCUUUCGUGGAUAUGUAAAUCUGGGAACUAACUUUAUAAGAAACAUGACAGCAGCUCAUAAAUUAUGAGUUGCUGCUGGUGCCAUUAGGUGAACCUGGUUGUCAAAAAAGAAUUGCCUUUACUGGUUGGCGGGAAUUACUCUAUAUAUUUAAAUUAGAUCAAGGGUUGUGAUUCGAGGCAUUUAGGGGAUAUUUAGUUGAUUCUCCAUCUCACCAGAUUGUGUUAGGAGCCGAUCAUUCAAACGACACCACCCUGAAUUAUUUACCCAUAUUCAGUGGUGGAGCGAGGGUGUUUGGCGCCCGGAGACAAGAUCCAUUUUUAGCGCCCCUUUUUCUUUUUUUCAACUCUCAAACCCAUUGUUUUCAUCAAUAAAAUAAUAUCAAAGCACAUUUUGGCGCCCGGGGACAUCUGUCCCCCCUCUGCCCCCACCACGCUACGCCUCUGCCCAUAUUUACCCUUCACUAUUCAAGCAGUUGGCUUUAACACUUUACGAGGCUUUGAUUACUCUUGCUGGUGAAAACCUGCUAAAACGUUAAUUUCUUUCGAGUUCCCUAUCUCAACCAGGUAACGAUACGAGUGCGAAUAACAGGUAAAAAUCUACGUUAUAAAUGAUAAAAUUCCAGUGGCGCCAACAAAAAAUUGGAUACUUUGUUGUGAUAAUGUCCGUCUUGUUGGAAGAUUUUUCCCCGACUGCUCUUCGGGGCUAAAAACUGAUGACGUGUCACUGUAUUGUUUCCAUCAUCUGUUGGCAGCUCCAAUUGGAAGACAAUCAAUGGGGUGCUUGAAAGGCUAAUGUGUUUACAUCAAACAAAAGCAUACGCUACAGCAGGGUGGGCAUAUUUUUUAUGCGACACAGAUUGUUAUCGCUGCCCUUAUUCCUACACACAGAGUUUUAUCGCUGCCAUUAUUCCUACACACAGAGUUGUAUCGCUGCCAUUAUUCCUACACACAGAGUUUUAUCGCUGCCAUUACUCCUACACACAGAGUUUUAUCGCUGCCAUUAUUCCUACACACAGAGUUUUAUCGCUGCCAUUAUUCCUACACACAGAGUUUUAUCGCUGCCAUUAUUCCUACACAGAGUGUUAUCGCUGCCAUUAUUCCUACACAGAGUGUUGUCGCAGUCAUUAUUUCUACACAGAGUGUUAUCGCUGCCAUUAUUUCUACAUAGUGUUAUCGCUGCCAUUAUUUCUACACAGAGUGUUAUCUAUACACAGUGUUAUCGCUGCCAUUAUUUCUACAUAAAGUGUUAUCGCUGCCAUUAUUUCUACACAGAGUGUUAUCCACACAGUGUUAUAGCUUCCAUUAUUUCAACAUAGAAUGUUAUCGCUGCCAUUAUUUCUACACAGAGUGUUAUCUACACAGUGUUAUCGCUGCCAUUAUUUCUACACAGAGUGUUAUCUACACAGUGUUAUCGCUGCCAUUAUUUCUACACAGAGUGUUAUCUACACAGUGUUAUCGCUGACAUUAUUUCUACACAGAGUGUUAUCGCUGCCAUUAUUUCUACAUAGUGUUAUCGCUGCCAUUAUUUCUACACAGAGUGUUAUCUACACAGUGUUAUCGCUGCCAUUAUUUCUACACAGAGUGUUAUCUACACAGUGUUAUCGCUGCCAUUAUUUCUACACAGAGUGUUAUCGCUGGCAUUAUUUCUACACAUCGUGUUAUCGCUGCCAUUAUUUCUACACAUAGUGUUAUCUCUUCCAUUUUUCAACACAAAGGUUUAUCUCUUCCAUUAUUCGAACACAGGGUGUUAUCGCUGCUGUUUACUGCGGAAGAGAGCUUAGAAAUACUGCCAUUUAAUUUUUGAAGUUUUAUUCAAACACUUAUGAUAUCACUGGACAUUUUCAAACACUUAUAUCACAUCACAGGACAUAUUCAAACACUUAUGAUAUCACUGGACAUUUUCAAACACUUAUAUCACAUCACAGGACAUAUUCAAACACUUAUGAUAUCACUGGACAUUUUCAAACACUUAUAUCACAUCACAGGACAUAUUCAAACACUUAUGAUAUCACUGGACAUUUUCAAACCCUUAUAUCACAUCACAGGACAUAUUCAAACACUUAUGAUAUCACUGGACAUUUUCAAACACUUAUAUCACAUCACAGGACAUAUUCAAACACUUAUGAUAUCAUUGGACAUUUUCAAACACUUAUAUCACAUCACUGGACAUAUUCAAACACUUAUGAUAUCACUGGACAUGUUCAAACACUUAUAUCACAUCACUGGACAUAUUCAAACACUUAUGAUAUCACUGGACAUUUUCAAACACUUAUAUCACAUCACUGGACAUGUUCAAACACGUAUAUCACAUCACUGGACAUGUUCAAACACUUAUAAUAUCACUGGACAUGUUCAAACACUUAUAUCACAUCACUGGACAUGUUCAAACACUUAUAAUAUCACUGGACAUGUUUCAACACUUAUGAUAUCACUGGACAUGUUCAAACACUUAUGAUAUCACGUGACCUGUUGGCUCGGCCUGAUUUGUUCAGAGGAUGCUCAGUUUAUUUUAAUUUACAUUAUUGAAGCUAGGUUUCAACAAACCAUUGCCAGCUCAGUUUGCACAAAAACAGUGUAAUAAUUUAUUUUUUUUAAUUUCAUGUGAUUAUUAUUAUUACAGAUUGACAAUUUUGCUCAAAAAAGUUAUUAUUUUUCUAUGUUUCUAAAGAUAACCAUUUUAAAAUGUGUAUAUUUUGCGGGCCUCAUGUGUCCCACGGGCCUCAGUUGUUCCAACCCCCUUGCACUUUGGACUUACUAUUGGUGUAUGAGAGUUCAAAGAGUGCUCAUUGACGUAUAGUAUACGCGUAUUCUUUGCUAAUCUUUUAACAACCGAGUAUGUUGUUAAUCUAUUUUUAGCCACAUGUUCAUUAUUGGGAUAAUCAGGCUCUUGCUUGGUCUGACGCGCUGUAGCCUGAAAUUAUAUUGCAUCGUUUUGUGUAGACAUGAGUUUUAGAAAUGAGUUUAAGACAUGAGUCUUAGAUAUGAGUUUUAAACAUGAAUUUAUGACAUGAGUCUUAGACAUGAGUUUUAGAUAUGAGUUUAAUACAAGAGUUUUACACAUGAGUUUAAGACAUGAGUCUUAGACAUGAAUUUAAAACAUGAGUUUUAGACAUGAGUUUUAGACAUGAAUUUAAGACAUGAGUCAUAGCCAUGAGUUUAAGACAUGAAUUUAAGACAUGAGUCUUAGACAUGAGUUUUAGAUAUGAGUUUAAGACAUGAGUUUUAGAUAUGAGUUUAAUACAAGAGUUUUACACAUGAGUUUAAGACAUGAGUCUUAGACAUGAAUUUAAGACAUGAGUUUUAGACAUGAGUUUAAGGCAUGAGUUAAUACAUGAGUUUAGACAUGAGUUUUACACAUGACUUUAAGACAUGAGUUUUAGAUAUGAGUUUUAUACAUGAGAUUUAGACAUGAGUUUAAGACAUGAGUUUUAGAAAUGAGUUUUAGAAAUGAGUUUAAGACAUGAGUUUAGACAAGAGUUUAGACAUGAGUUUUAGACAUGAAUAUAAGACAUGAGUUUUAGACAUGAGUUUUAGACAUGAGUUUUAGACAUGAGUUUUAUACAUGAGUUUAGACAUGAGUUUUACACAUGAGUUUAAGACAUGAGCUUUAGACAUGAGUUUAAGGCAUGAGUUUUAUACAUGAGUUUAGAGAUGAGUUUUACACAUGAGUUUAAGACAUGAGUUUUAGACAUGAGUUUAAGACAUGAGUUUUAGAAAUGAGUUUAAGGCAUGAGUUUUAGAAAUGAGUUUAAGACAUGAGUUUAGACAUGAGUUUAAGACAUGAGUUUAAGACAUGAGUUUUAGACAUGAGUUUAAUACAUGAGUUUUAGACAUGAGUUUAAGACAUGAGUUUUAGACAUGAGUUUUAGACAUGAGUUUAAGACAUGAGUUUUAGAAAUGAGUUUAAGACAUGAGUUUUUAGACAUCAAUUUUAGACAUGAGUUUUAGCAUGAGUUUUAGACAUGAAUUUAAGACAUGAGUUUAAUACAUGAAUUUAAGACAUGUUCUUUAAACAUUAGUUUUAGCAUGGGUUUUAGACAUGAGUUUAAUACAUGAGUUUAAACAUGAGUUUUAAACAUGAGUUUAAGACAUGAGUUUUAGACAUGAGUUUAAUACAUGAGUUUUAGACAUGAGUUUAGUACAUGAGUUUUAGACAUGAGUUUGAGACUUGAGUUUUAGACAUCAGUUGAAUACAUUGGUUUUAUACAUGAGUUUAAGACAUGAGUUUUAAACAAAAGUUGUAGACACGUUUUAGACAUGAGUUUAAACAUGAGUUUUAGACAUGAGUUUUAGAAAUGAGUUUAAGACGUGAGUUUAUACAUGAGUUUUAGACAUGAGUUGAAUACAUUAGUUUUAGACAUGAGUUUAAGACAUGAGUUUUAGACAUGAGUUUAAUACAUUAGUUUUAGACAUGAGUUUAAGACAUGAGUCUUAGACAAAAGAUUUAGACACAAUUUAGAUGCGAGUUUUAAACAUGAGUUUAGACAUGGGUUUUAGAUGUGGGUUUUAGACAUGAGUUUUAGACAUUUCAACAAAAUUACGUUUUUUUGUCUAAUUCAUUGAGUGAUUAUUGUACUUAAGAUGCCAUUCAAAUAUUUUUUAAUCGGUCUUAACUUGCUUAUAACUUUGUAUGAUUAUAGCUUUGUAUGAUAAUACCUUGUAUGAUUAAAACUUUGUACGAUUAUAACUUUGUAUGAUUAUAACUUUGUAUGAUUAUAUCUUAUAAGGUUAUAUAUUUGUAUGAUUUCUAAUUGAUAAGAUUAUAACUUUGCAUGAUUAGAACUUUGUACGAUUAUCCUUGAUCUACUGCUCAUUCUCUUUGCCCGUUCAUCACCAGUACCCACCUAUAAAGUCACUGGGCCUGGAUGAGUUUGUCACCAACCAUGAAAAGGAUCCGUAUGCCCUGCGGUUCAAAUCCCAGCACCUAAACAUCAGUAUGUGCCGCUCUUUCUUUUCUUAAGUUAGAAAUCCAACAUUCCACAAUUCGUCAUCAGAAUCGUUCAACAGAACAGCACAUAAUUUGUAGGGGGAAGUCCUUACGAAACAACGCAUAAUAGUUUCAGAAAUUGUUGAACAAAUUGUUUAGUUUUCAGAGCUAGAAGUUUAGGCCAGCUUUUGAAAUACAUAUGUCCUUAACAAAAAUUACAUAUAAAUAUUUAUUAAUGAAUCUUGAAAUAUCAGCUACUUUUUUUUUACCCUACAUAUGUAAACCAUUUCUAUACCAAAGACAAAUGGAGAAAUUAAACCAAAAAGUUGUCAUUAUUUUUAAAUUGUUUUUCUUUCACUCAAUGACGUCAGCCUUUUUAUAUUAAAAAAAAAAACACGUUUAGAUACUAUACUCUGUUACAAUGAUUUUAUAGCACGACCUCCAAUGUUAACUAUCGACACAUUAUUAACUUUAUAGUGUAUUUAAAAAACGAGUGAGUAGUUUGGACAAAUGUUUGUGACUCCAACGCUAUAGCACUGAAAUUCAAUAUGAGAUGACAUGCAACUCUUUCUUUUGUGAAAUAAAUUUGUUGGAGGAAUCCAUUUUUUCUCACACACCUGUUUGUAAGGCUUAGAAUUAUUAGAUCGUUAAUUGAAUAUGUUUCUCUCAAUUGCUUACUUACGUAUGCCUUUUACCCCGUCUGGGGCAUAGGCCGUCUACAAGAAUUUUUCAUUCAUCUGGGUCAUGUGUUUUUCUUUCCAGUUGUUUCAAGGUGUAUCCCAUACUCCGUGUCUGCCUCUAGCUCGCGUCUCCAUGUAUCCUUAGGUCUUCCUCUCUUUCUUUUUCCCUGUGGAUUCCACGUCAGGGAUUUCUGGUGAUGCCAUCUUUGUGUUUUCGGAGAGUAUGCCCUAUCCAACUCUAUCUUUUCUUUAUGAUGUUUUUAGCAUUAGGCUCCUGUUAUGUCUUUUCCAGUAAGUCUAUGUUGGUGAUGGUGUUUGACCAUUUGAUGUCCAGGAUCUUUCUACGGCAAGUGUUUAUAAAGGUAUUCUCCAAGUUUCGGCUCCAUGGAAUAUGACUGUUUUUACAUUUGUGUUGAAGAUUCUCACUUUGGUUUGCAGAGUCAGCUCCUUUGACUCUUAUAUUUUAUUUAAUAGCCCAAAUGCUUACCUCGCCUUUCCAAUGCAAGCCCUGACAUCUGCUUCGGAUCCACCAUUUAUGUCAAUGGUGCUGCCUUGCAUGUGAAGGCCCCCAAUUCUUCCAGUGCAUAUCCUAUCAGAGAGAUAUGCUCUUUGUUGGCUGAGAUUACCGUUAUGAUCUUUGUCUUGCUUUUAUUUAUAUUUAGUCCGAGCUGUGCUAAAAAGGUGUCUUUUCUCAAUUAAGUUACUAUAAAUUCCUCAUUGAGCUUAAAAAACUAAAUUAUAUCUUCCUAUUAAAACAUUAAGUUAAAAUCAAUUUGUUUGUCUCAUUCUCAGAUAUCUAAAAUGUUUGCUUUCAUCUCUCCCUCCUUUUCGCAAAUAAAAAAAGAUAAUAAUAGUAAUAAUAAUUUAUCUUUUUAAAUGAAGUCAGUGGCUUGCCUCGUGAGCCACCAAAGAGAGACCUAGCUCCUGGGAGACAGAUGGACAAACCGAUGUCUGGAAAGAAGAAAUGGGACGCUCAGCUGAUACUAGAUAAGGACUCUUGGCCAAAAAGAAGUGCUGCCUUCACGGUAUGUUGUUGCCCGAUAAAGUCUGAAAUUAGAAAUAACAUGCUCACGUUGAGUAUCGGUAGCGUUAGUGGGCAUUGGCUAUGUCGAUUAGUUUGAUUUGCACACCAUUUCCAUUUUUGAAUCUUCAUUUAUUUUUAUGCGAACAAAAAUCGUCGACAGUUGAAAAAUAAAUGGGUAUUUCUAAUUAAGGGGGGUUAAAUUGGUGAGUGUGGAGGACGUCGUCAUGAGGGAUGUUGGGGGUAUUUGGAGUGAGUGGGCGAAAAUUGAUUGGUAGUUGAGUGUCGUUUUUAGAAUUAAAACAUCAAUUAUUUACUUCGCUGAUGUGUACUCCUUAAUCAUCUAAACACAGUCAAUGCUGUUUUUUUUUAAUGUUAUUAUAAAAAUAUUGUUUAGUAUAUUUUUUUAAAGUCAACAAUCAAUUACGUCAAUUUUGUAAUGUAGCAAUACAUCCCGAGGUCCGUGUACUCACUAGCCCCACAGGGAUAUUUUGUUGGAUUCAAAACUUUUCAGGCUUUUUAUAUUUCACUUAGCAAAUUGUAGUUAAAUGUAAUAGAUGUUGUUUGUACCUCGACUCGCAUUUCUUGUAUUCGUCUUAUCACUGGCCAUGGUCAAGACUAACAUAAAUUAUUAAAUGAACUUAUAACACGCAAAUGCCCUUCAAAAAUGCCCGAAAAAUAUCAAACUAUUUUGUUAAACAUCAAUAUAUAAUUGUUUUCAUUUAAAUUGAUUUUUUGUAAUAAUAUAUUUUUUUAAAAGCACAGCCCAUAAAUGAAGUAUACUCGUAGGGCAAACUGGAAUAUUGUUUAUCCCAGUGAUAACACAGAAUAUUGACCAACCCUAUUGAAAAGCCUUCUUGUCCCACUGAUAAGGCAGAAUACCGACCAUCUCAAUUGAAAGACCUUUUUAAUCCCUCUGAUAAGACAGAAUACGGCCUUUUUUGUCCCACUGAUAAGACAAAUUAUUGACCAACCCAAUUGAAAGUCCUUUACCCCUCCGAAAAGACAGAACAUUGACCAACCCAAUUAAAAGGCCAUCUUUAUCCCUCUGAUAAGACAGAAUAUUGACCAACCUUAUUGAAAGGCCUUCUCUAGCCCUCUGAUAAGACAGAAUAUUGACCAAACUUAUUGAAAGGCCUUCUUUAUCGCUCUGAUAAGAGAAUAUUGACCAACCCAAAUAAACGGCCUUCUUUCUCCCACUGAUAGGACAGAAUACUGACCAACCCAAAUGAAAGACCUUCUUUGUCCCACUGAUAAGACAGAAUAUUGACCAAUCCUAUUGAAAGGCCUUCUUUAUCCGUCUGAUAGGACAGAAUACUGACCAACCCAAAUGAAAGACCUUCUUUGUCCCACUGAUAAGACGGUUUCCCUAUAUAAUUUGAAUGAUUUCAUCCCUAGCGUCAUCGCCGACGUCACAGGCAGCCGUACAGUGCCUUCAUGGAACGUGUGGAGACAGCGCUCACGACCAGGUGGUCCAUGGAACAGAUGGACAAAGCCCUGCAGGCAUGUUCCUAACACGCCACCACCAAAGUAUUAUUUGGAAACUACGAUCUCAAACGGACAUUUGCAUAAUUAGAUUUUCGACUUGCAUCACUGUGUGAAAAAGGAGAACUGAAUUCUACACUACAUUAUUUGCUUUUUAAAAUGCCCAUUAUCAUUUUUGUUUGAAGUUAGAUUUUCUGCUGUCUUGUGAAACUUUUAAAAAUUCAACAUAAAAUUUAUGUUAGAAUCUAAUUGACUGUUUUAUUUUAAAAUUGUAUUUUAUAAAAUUAUAACUGACUCACAAUGAAAACCUUGUUUUUAAAGCAUAGAUUGUUGGGGUUGUGGACCCGCCCUUCCAACCCCCAUUGCAUGAUUCCUUCACAAAGUUGGACUUGUAAUCAUUGAAAUAUCCUCAUCAGCACCAGGCACGGAAACAUUGCAAAUCCCCUCUACGUGCUUAGGAGCCAAAAUGACCAAUAAAUUGAUCGUGGGCCCUUAAGAUAUAGAAGAGGAAGAAGAAGAAAUCCAAAGCGGCCCUACCCGACAUUUUUUUUUUUUAAUUUCCUGGGGACGGGGGAUUUUUGUAGCCAAGUUCACAAGUCACUUUACAAUGAGACAGACAACCUUACAGUGAGACAGAUAACCUUACAGUGAGGCAGAUAACCUUACAGUGAGACAGAUAACCUUACAGUGAGGCAGAUAACCUUACAAAGAGACAGAUAACCUUACAAUGAGACAAAAACUUACAUUGAGAAAGACAACCUUACAACGAGACAGAUAAUCUUACAAUGUUGAAUGCAAAAUGUAAUUUACAUUUAAUUUAUUUCUUUUUUUUUAGAUUAAACACGUUUAGAGUUUAAAAAGUUGUAAAGCAAAAAGAGUUCUAAAGCAAAUAAAGAUAGUGUGUUGCCAACUUUUGUUUAAAUAUGUUUAAUGCUUUGUCUUCAGGUGUCGUUUUGUGGUCGAGUGGUAAAAGCUUGUCGUUCAUAUGCACCGGAGUUCAAUCCAGGGUUUCUUUCAGCUAUAUCUACGGGGGAGGGGGGGCACUGCACUGCCCCCCCCCCCGGGAAAGCUAAGUGCCCCCCCCCGAGGAAAAAUAUGUCAAACAAU